Auanema sp. JU1783 is the source of this 5178-nucleotide messenger RNA. The record is from the annotation of a GenBank genome assembly. NCBI's taxonomy places the organism in Eukaryota, Metazoa, Nematoda, Chromadorea, Rhabditida, Rhabditidae.
AUGUCUGAAGGAAAUUGGGAUGACUCUGAUACUGACUCCGAACCUGUGGAGAUAGUUGAGAAACCAGUUAUUCUUCCAAGAGCCAGGCAACCUUCCAUAGCUAAAAGCUUGGAAAAAAACGCGAUCCUGGAAUCGUCUGUUGCUGGUUCUGUGAAAGAUAUGGACGGUGAUGAUACGGAUGAUGAUAGCGUCUCCGUUGGUAGCGCCGCUUCCUUGGAAGGCGAGGAUGAAAUGUAUGCACCAAUCACUCUAGAUUUUGAUGCUACAACGAGCAUGAAAAAGCUUAUCUCGCAAUUCCGAAGUGAAUAUCGAAAUAUCAUUAUGGAGUUUGCGGACGUCGAAAUAUUUCUUAUUAAUUUGGACAGUUUGAUCUUGGAGUGCGCAGCUCACUCAUAUCACAAUUGGCAGCAUGGAGGACAAACCUUGCUUAUUGCGUCGCAGAUUGAACGUUUUCUGCAACAUUUCCUUGAUCUCGGAGGCAAGUUCAAGUUAGUAGUGUUCACUGACUUCGCCGUUCAAUUCGCUAGAGACACGACUCUCGCCUUCACUAGAACUUGUGCGAUCUCUCAUAUUGCCUCCAGCAGUUUCGGAAAGGAUUUGGUGUAUUUCACAAGUCCUGUAGAUAUUGCCUGGGAGAAGUUUUUGAGAGAUAUUACUCCAUCAUUUUUGAUGAUUUCAAUUGAAAACGUUCCUCAAGAGUUGUGUGCUCAAGAAGAUGUCAAUGUUGUUCCACAGCUCGAAACUAUAGUUUUGCAUGUGUUAGCGGAAGGAAUUCCCGUUGUUCUGUUAAAUUCUAUUGCUAUCAAUUUUGCUUCCGUUGAAGCAUACUAUAUUAACCCAAAGCUUGUUAUUGUCCACAACUGGGAUAGCUUCGUGGCUGCUCAUUGGGAUUGCAACAGUGAAUUGCUGAAAAUGGCCAAAAACCCGGUGAAUGACAUUUCUCAGCUCAAAAGCACAGCUGAUUUCUGGAUCAAAAUCAUCCAAGAAGUCAAAGCAACAAGUUGUUCGGAAAACUUCGACUCUUUUGCUUCCGCUGUUAUUCUAUCAGCUCUCAUCACUUCAAGACGAGGAGAUGAUAGAAUCUACAUCCCUGCCAAAGAAAACACUAAGCGGGGAUUGGAUAUCAUCAAAGAUAGACGCAACGUUCUUAAGACCGCAGUCUCGUUCUUAGAAAAGACUGAUUUCUCCAAAUCUCAGUUUUCGUUUGCGGAUGUCUGGGAUGGUAGAAUGGUAUUCACAUUGUUUGAUGCUAUUGUGAACAAUGAAGAAGUCUUGCCGUACAGACUACAGGAAGAGUUCGCAUUAUACCAUGGCAAAGCACAGCUAGCGAAACCCCUGGCUGUUGAUACGACUGAAAAGUUGUUUGAACCCAAACCAGAGACUCCUAACCCACUCACUAGCUUACCUAUGCUAUAUUCUGCGAAAUCUCCUAUUGUUGAUCAGUUUAUUCCAGAGUUGAAUAAGGCUGACUCUGAGAACAUUUACGUCGAGGGUAGCAAACAAGACUACGUUGAUUGGUUCAGAAUCAACAUGAGUUGGAAACUGAAGGCUAUCGAAGGACAGUUCGUGGAACCUGCAGUGAAAAUUGAGGAUACAUGGCAACAGAAAAGGUUGAACAAGUCACGCCAGUUCUUGAGUAGAUGGUAUGAAAUGUUUGCUAACUCUCUGGAAGGAAAAGGAUCGAAUCUGCUUGUCGAUUUCUCUAGAACACCCAAAGGUUACGCUUCAGUUGAAGACGACAAGGACAAGCAAAAGAAGAACAAGGGAUGGGCAGGACAAAAGUCUGGUGGUGGCGGUGGAGGCGGUAAAAAGGGAAAGGAAGUCGUCAAAUCCAAGAAAGAACUCAUUCUCGAAGCGAACAAGAAAAAUAAGGACAGCAAAGCCAUCGAAGGUGAAAAAACAAAAAUCAAGUACGCUACUCAGCAUGGAAAGAAUAGCGUUGGAUUGUUGGUUUCUCUUCUACCUAAGUUGUGCUUAUCUGAAACAAAAGCUCUUUGUUUGUAUGAGAUUGUAAUGAGAGAAGCUAAAGAAAUUCUUGCAACUCUCACUGGUGCUUCUAAUUUGGAAAGGAGACGUGUCGAAUGCGUUGAUCUUGUAGAACAUAUAAAACAUUGUUUCACUCGUCAUUGGCAAUACUUGGAGGAUAAGCAAAAAUCUGAUAUCGCUGAUAUUUGGGUAUCACUGGGAUUCGAGCCUCCAGCAAAUGUUAAGAUUUCCGCGGAAUCAAAACAGAAGAAGUUGACACUCGAUAUCAAUAUGGUUUACUACCAAUUGAAAUACGGUGGACAACUCAUUGAUAUUCUUGCUGAUCCUCAAAAGGAUGAUCGUGUUACUGGUUUCAGCCCAGAUGGUUGGCAGAGAAAUAUGUUGGAUUCUGUUGAUAGAGGACAUUCUGCUAUCAUCAUUGCUCCUACUUCUGCUGGUAAAACUUUCAUUUCUUACUAUUGUGUCGAGAAAGUAUUGCGUGCAAGUGAUGAAGAUGUCGUUGUUAUCGUUUCUCCUUCAAAGGCUUUGAUGAAUCAGAUGUGUGGAUCCGUUUAUGCCCGUUUCAAGAAUAAGAGUAUGACAAGAGGAAAAGCCCUGUUCGGUGUUCUGUCUGGUGAAUAUCGCACAAAUCCAUUGAACUGUCAAGUUCUUGUAACUGUUCCGGAAACUUUCGAAAGUUUGCUUCUCUCCGUUGAAAAGGAGGUUCAAGAAUUUGUAUCAAAGAUCAAAUAUGUAGUAUUCGACGAAGUUCACUCUAUCGGAGCUUCCGACGAAGCCCAUAUCUGGGAACAUUUAUUGCUUACUAUUCGCUGUCCAUUCUUGGCCUUGUCUGCCACCAUUGGUAAUGCUUCCAAGCUUCACGCUUGGCUUUCAAAUUCUGAUGCCUACAAAACUGGAGGAAAGAGAAAGGUUGAUCUCAUUUCUUACGGAGAGCGUUAUUCCGAGUUGGAACUGUCUGUUGUUGAUAUUGCCAAGCCCAAUGAAGUUACCGAAGAAGAGAUUUCCAAUAAUGCCGUCACGAAAGGUACCGGUGCUCUCAUGCCUUUGAAUCCCUACGGUGUGUUCAUGCCCGAGAAAAUCAAGAUGUUCGGAAUACCUGAUGACCAGCAACUGACAGCUCGACAGAUCCUUACCCUUUAUCAAACUAUGUCUAAUUACGAUGAUAAAGCAAAGGAGCAGUUCGAGCCAUGUCAUUACUUCGGUUACAAGAAAUCAGGAAACGUGUGGAUCUCAAGAGCAAUGCUCAGAGAGUACGAGCAGAAGCUGAAAGAACAGUUCCUCGGCUGGUUGAACGAUGGAAAUCCAUCUGCUGACAAGGUUCUCAAAGAAUUGAGUGGAGAUGGUCUUCAAGAACAACUUAACCACAGGAGUUUGCCUUUCAAUAAAGUGAAAGUGGCCCUAGAAAACAUCGUUCCAUUGGUCGAUAACAUGAGAGACAACCAAAUGUUGCCAGCUAUCGUUUUCAGUGACGACCGUUUCGCCUGUGAAGCUCUCGCUCAGUUCGUAGCUACUGAGCUGGAGAACAGAGAAAGAGAGUUCAUGGAGACUGAUGAGUUCAAAAACAACUACGCUAUCAAGGACGAAGAAAAACUUCUGAAACUUGCCAAGAGGAAGAGAGAUUUAGCUGACAAGAAGAAGGGAGACAAGGAUGAGGAUAGAGACAAUCGUGAUGGUCGAGAUGGUGAAGAUGAAGUUGAUGCGCUUGGAGCACAGAAAGCUCGUCUAGAACAAGUUCUCGAACGUUUCAAACUGCGAGGACGUGGAGGUGGAGAUCGCGAUAUCUACACCAGAUUCGUUGAACGUUUGUCAAGAGGAGCAAAGCAGAGAGAAAGCACAAGACUCUUACUUCGUUUGUUCGAACGUGGAAUCGGUUUCCAUCAUGCUGCUUUGAACAUGGUGGAAAAGGGUGCUGUUGAAGUGUUGUUCCGUAGUGGACAUCUGGCUAUUCUUUUCUCAACAUCUACUUUGGCUCUCGGAGUUAACAUGCCUUGUAAAUCUGUUGUUUUCUCUGUUGAUACUCAAGUUCUGACUCCAUUGAUGUUCCGUCAGAUGAGUGGUCGUGCUGGACGUAGAGGUUUCGAUCACUCCGGUAACGUAGUGUUCCUAUCAGUUCCCACAAGCAAAAUGAGAAGACUUCUCACUGCUUCACUGUCUAACUUGCAAGGAAAUCCUCCAUUCUCUGUUACUUUCUUAUUACGCCUCCUUUCUUAUGUUCACCAAAAAGACGUCAUUAAUCCAGAUACGGGUGCUCCUAUUCUUACUUUAGAAGACAGAGCUAAGGUUGCUCUAACCGUUUUGAAGAACUCAUUCGCUUUGUUCACGAAACGUGAGUGCAAUGUUGCAACUCUUCGUGAACAGAUCAAAAUGUUCACCGGUUUCUCCAUUCAACUUCUCCGUCAUCUCCAGUUGCUCGAUGAGAACUGCAAUGGAAAGAAUCUUGCCGGUUUGGCCGCUUUCUUACCUGAGAAGGAAGUUGGAAUCCUCCCCUUCAUUCACUUGUUGCAAAAAGGUGCUCUGCAUAAUAUGAUCAAGGACUGUAACGGAAACAAGGAUAAGGCUAAGAGCAAGUUAUUGCUUGUUCUGGCUCACUUGUUCAGCCGUAAACGACUUCCUCCAUCAUUCAAUCCAGAUGAUAAGUCAACUUACCCCAACGUACCUGGAUGCAAAAACUAUCUCUUCCUUCCUUCUUUACCUGAUAAUGUUCUCAAGUGCUUAGAUGAGUAUAACACAUUUACUUAUGCUCUCUAUCAUAAGUUUAUGGCCGCAGCUUCUAAGUCUAAUGAUCUACUUGCACCUAUUUACUACAUAAGUGGUAACAACUAUGAGAAUAAGGCUCUUGUGACUGAGGAUCUUGUAUUACCUAUGUAUGACGGAUACUGUCACGAUCAAUCAUUCUUGCCUGUGGUUGACUUAAACGCUCAUGACUUCCGUGGUCGUAAGAUUCACUACAACGCUUAUGUGUUGAGCAUGUACGCUAAUGAGUCAAGAGAAAUGCUCCAUUCUGUUAAUCAACUUGUCGUCAGCAAUGUUUGGUUCACGAUCAAUGAUUUCAAUGAAGUAAUUCGUCGUUUGUCUGUCGGUCUGGACCUUGUUGCGCGACCUCAAGAUGCUCUUGCCGAAGUUAUGCGUGACUUGCACGCAGAUUUCGAUAAGAAGUUCAGACACAUGUUUGGAAUGAAAGGCAAAGAAUAA